GUAGUUUCCUGGUUAAAUGAUGAGCGUUCGCCGCUGCAAGCUCAUCGACCCACCAAAAAUAGUUGUCCUUCUCAUCCACCGAUUCCACCCCACAGAAUAAAAAGAACAAUAUUAAUUAUUAUUUUUUAAAUAUCUUUUCCAAGCCCAGGCUCAUAAUCACAGAGAAGUCCAUUAAUAAGGGAAGUGAGAGUAAUUGGGAGUUGUAAAGAUGUACCGGACUGUUGCCACGGCCACAACCCGGGGUGGAGUGGCAACAGAUAGUGGAGACUCUAUUGUUAGCUUGGAUCAAGUUCCACGUUGGAGUGAUGCAGAGCAUAGGUCGUCUUUGGAGUUUGAGAAUGAAGAUCCUUCAUUUUCUAAUUCCUACUUUCCUGAUCCUUUGACAUCUCUGGGGGCGGAGUUUGGUAGCUACGGAAUGGUGUCAAGAUUUCCUGUUGAUCAUGACACUAACUCAAAGAUAUAUCUUUGGAGGGGGAACCCAUGGAAUCUUGAGGUAGAUGCUGUUGUGAACUCAACAAAUGAGAACUUGGAUGAAGCACACAGCAGCCCCGGUUUGCAUGCUGCGGCCGGACCUGGUCUUGCAGAAGAAUGUGCUACGCUGGGUGGAUGCCGGACGGGGAUGGCAAAAGUUACUAAUGCAUAUGACCUUCCUGCUAGGAGAGUUAUCCAUACCGUUGGCCCCAAAUAUGCUGUGAAAUACCAUACUGCGGCAGAGAAUGCUCUUAGUCAUUGCUAUCGUGCUUGCCUUGAACUUCUCAUUGAAAAUGGGCUUAAAAGUAUUGCUAUGGGCUGUAUAUAUACAGAGGCUAAAAACUAUCCUCGUGAACCAGCUGCUCAUGUGGCUAUAAGAACUGUGCGACGGUUUCUUGAGAAGCAGAAAGAUAAAAUAACAGCUGUUGUUUUUUGUACUACCACAACAAGCGAUACUGAAAUAUAUAAGAGGUUGCUUCCACUCUACUUUCCUAGAGAUAAACAUGAGGAAGAGGUCGCCAUCUCAAAGCUUCCUUCAGAUGUUGGGGAUGAAAACGGUGAGACAAUUAUAGAUGAACGUAAAAUCAGAAUAAAGCCUUUACCCAAGAAGACAGCUCCCAAACCUCCCAAAGCUCCAGUCGAUCUUCCUGUUAGUGAUGUUGGCUUGGUGCGAAGGAAUUCAUCAUACUUGGAUUCAUUUCUCGAUCCUGCCUUCAUGUCUUUAAUCAAAGAUCCAGAUCAGAGACGCAAGGAACAAUGGGAAAAAACUGCUCAAGCACAAAAGGGUUGGAAUUGUGCUAAAGUGCUUGGAUUUGGUGACCUUGGUGGACCUCCAUUAUCUGUCUCUGAAGAAUACUCACUUCAUUCUAGAUACCUUGCAAAAGCAAAUUCUCUUAAUCUUUCAGAAAUUGCAGAGAUGAAAAUUGUUUACCGUGGUGGGGUAGAUAGUGAGGGUCGUCCUGUAAUGGUUGUUGUGGGGGCACAUUUUCUGCUGCGAUGUCUCGAUUUGGAACGGUUUGUGCUCUAUGUAAUUAAGGAGUUCGAGCCCUUGAUUCAGAAGCCCUAUACUAUUGUAUACUUCCACUCUGCUGCAUCUUUACAGCCUUGUCUCUACAUGUUUCUCUCAAUAACUAGUCAACCGGACUUAGGAUGGAUGAGAAGAUUGCAACAGAUACUUGGUAGGAAACACCAGCGCAACCUGCAUGCAAUAUAUGUUCUUCACCCAACAUUUGGACUGAAGGCUGCAAUAUUUGCUCUGCAGUUGCUUGUAGACAAUGUGGUAUGGAAGAAAGUGGUAUAUGUUGAUCGACUUUUGCAGCUGUUCAGAUAUGUUCCUCGUGAGCAGUUGACCAUCCCCGACUUUGUGUUUCAGCAUGAUUUAGAAGUGAAUGGAGGGAAGGGCCUCAUUGUGGACCCCAGAACAAAGUAUGUAUAUCAUCGACCAUAGAAUCGCAAAUGCAGUUCGCAAAUGCAGUUUCAUCAGGCGAUAAAAGCAGGUCCACAGAUUGUGUUCUCUCUCUCUCUCUCUCUCUCUCUCUCUCUCUCUAUCUAUAUAUAUAUAUAUAUAUAUAUAUUAUCUGCUGCUGAGUGGAGGCGACAAAAUCUUUCUGUUGAAAGUGGAAGAAAUUCUUGUAUAUCUCAAUUUUUUGAUUUUAUUUCUGGAGCGAUGAUAUGUUUGUGUCCAAAGAUGGAAAUAAUGUUAUUUCUUUCCUUUUUGUAUUAUCUUGGUGAGUUUCUGAAUAAAAGAAAAUCAAGGUGUAUGAGCAUCA
This is a messenger RNA of Juglans microcarpa x Juglans regia, 2240 nucleotides long. Its product is annotated as protein GDAP2 homolog. Bases 209 to 1918 code for a protein of 569 amino acids. The record is from RefSeq and is a predicted model, not a curated record. The transcript has 15 exons. Lineage: Eukaryota; Viridiplantae; Streptophyta; Magnoliopsida; Fagales; Juglandaceae.